This is a messenger RNA of Morchella sextelata, 999 nucleotides long. RefSeq lists its product as uncharacterized. NCBI's taxonomy places the organism in Eukaryota, Fungi, Ascomycota, Pezizomycetes, Pezizales, Morchellaceae. The record is from RefSeq and is a predicted model, not a curated record. The coding region runs from base 1 to 999 and encodes 332 amino acids. The transcript has 2 exons.
AUGACCGCCAUGCCACGCCAAAACUGCUUCGAGACCUCCCUCAUCUCUAGCUCUUCCCUUCCUACCACCGUUUCGCCCAUCUGUCUCAUCAACUCCUUCCUAGAGCAGCGCACCACCUCCAAGUACACGGACACCCUAAAACUCGACUGCUCUCCCGCCGUCUACGAGCGCAUCUGCGCCGCCUUUCCCUCCCUACGCCUAAGCUACUUCUACCCGCGGCGGCUCCUGAUCAUCACGGCACCCGGAUCUCCACGACAGCGGCUUCUAUGGCCCGGGUGGAGCCUGGAAAAGGUGGGCAUCACGAGGUCCACUGAUCAUCUUAUUAACGAUGGGGAGGGGGGGAAGAAGGGGAGCGUGCUGCAGCCGGACGGCGGUUUGGACAUCUUGGGGCUCGACGACCCGUUCCUUGUCAUUGAGGUGGCCGACACGCAGAACGGCGAGGAGGCCAGGGCAAAGGCGGAGGUGUAUUUGAAGCGUGGGCGCGUGCGGUUUGUGGUUAUUGUGGAUAUGGUGAGGAGUAAGCAGAAGAAGAUGAAGAUUGGCGAGGGUGAAGCUGCCGCCGGUAGUGCUGGUGGAGUCCCUAACGUUGACGCCGAAACCAUCCCCGCCCCCACCCCAUACGCGCAGGUCCUUGUCUCGGUCCUCUCCCGCACCCGCACUUCGCCGCGCCGUGAGGUGGUCACGCUUGUGAGCCCCACCGAGGUGUGGCCGGCGCCUCCGCCGCCUGAGAGCGCGUUCUCGUUCACGUGGGAGGACAUGGGAAUGAAGGGGUAUCCGGAGGUGCUGCGGGGCCGCGUGAUUAAGGUCGGCUGGAUGUGGCUGCAUGAGUUCCUCGUUGAGCAAUUCCAGGUACAGGAGGCGGGGAGCCUCCCGAUUCCGGAUGACGAGAGUGGUGAGUGGGAGGAGGAGACCGAGGAGGAUGAGGGGGGUGGGGGAGAGGAUGAGGCGGAGGCGGAGCAGCAGAGUGGGAGUGAUGGGAGUUAUCGCCCGUCGCAGUAA